AUGAAGGGUUUCAGACAGAGAGUUCUGUCCCGUGCGAAAGAUUCAAACAAGUCUUCUAAGAAGAAGGACUCUUCCGGAACAUCCUCCCCAAGCCAGAACACAACCUCAACUUCGUCAGGCCCUACCCCUUCCCCGGCCAACUCCAACCAUGGCACUCCUACAUCCUCGACUACCACUGUGAAUGAUACCAAAGGCAGGCCUGGAAUGCAAGGUGGUAAUGGUGGUGGGAUUCCGGUUGGUGUUAUGCAUAAUAAUGCCCAGGCUCAGCUAAGUGCCCCCCAAAGUGCCCAGCAUUUUAUGCCUCCGGGACAAAACAUGGGGGGACACACGGGUCAGUUGUCUGGCAAUGGACCGGGAACACCAAUUCGACAACCGCAGUCGCUUGCUCCAAGUGUAAUAAUUAGCCCCAGCGCACCGCACAUUCCUCCUCCGGGCUCUGCGGAGACCAUGCCUGGAGAUCUUCAGCCACCAAAGGCCGGCCAAAAGUCACACCUUUUUGACCGAUUACAAACAACGCCCAAGGAUGUUCCUGAGGGUAUCAGGACACCAAAACGGCAACACUCCUCGAGGUUCGACAUAUCUGAUCAGCGCCAAAGAGAACUUGAGAAGCUUCCUGGCUUUCAUGAGGUCCCCCCGAACCGGCGCCAGGAUUUGUUCAUGCAAAAGAUUGACCAGUGUAAUAUCAUUUUCGACUUUAACGAUCCGACUGGCGAUAUGAAAUCCAAAGAGAUCAAGCGACUUGCCCUACAUGAAUUAUUAGACUAUGUGGCAAACAACAGAUCCGUCAUUACUGACCCCAUGUAUCCCCGUGUGGUGGACAUGUUCGCCAAAAACCUUUUCCGCCCUAUUCCCCCUCCCGUAAACCCCCAAGGAGACGCGUUCGACCCAGAAGAGGAUGAACCCGUUCUUGAAGUCGCAUGGCCGCAUAUUCAGGUUGUUUAUGAAUUUUUUCUUCGGUUCAUCGAGAGCCAAGAUUUCAAUACCAAUAUAGCAAAAGCGUACAUCGAUCAUCAGUUUGUUUUACAACUACUGGAACUCUUCGAUUCCGAAGACCCUCGCGAACGAGACUUCCUCAAAACAACCCUUCAUCGCAUCUACGGCAAAUUCCUCAAUCUACGUUCUUACAUUCGACGGUCGAUCAACAACGUUUUCUUCCAGUUCAUGUACGAGACCGAACGCUUCAAUGGAGUAGCAGAGCUGCUCGAGAUUCUUGGAUCUAUUAUUAAUGGCUUCGCCCUCCCGCUUAAGGAGGAGCACAAGCUCUUCUUGACGCGUGUUUUGAUUCCCCUCCAUAAAGUAAAGAGUCUGAGCAUGUAUCACCCCCAACUGGCCUAUUGCAUUGUUCAGUUCCUUGAAAAGGACUCUGCGCUCACUGAAGAGGUUGUCCUUGGGCUUCUCCGCUACUGGCCAAAAGUAAAUAGCACGAAAGAGGUCAUGUUUUUGAAUGAAGUCGAAGAUAUAUUUGAAGUCAUGGACCCCGCAGAAUUUGCCAAGGUCCAGGAGCCGCUUUUCAAUCAACUGGCGAAAUCGGUCGCUAGUCCCCAUUUUCAGGUUGCUGAACGGGCCCUAUAUUUUUGGAACAAUGAGUACUUCUGCAAUCUAGUCACGGAUAACGUAGAGACUAUCCUCCCUAUUAUGUUUGCUCCACUUUACGAAAAUUCAAAAGGCCAUUGGAACAGCAUGGUAUACAAUGCGAUGAAACUCUUCAUGGAGAUCAAUCCACAACUAUUCGACGAUUGCUCCCACGACUACACAGAAUUACAAUCAACAGCAGAAGCGCGUGAGAAGGAUAGACAGAGCAAAUGGGACAGACUGCAAAAACUAGCCCAAUCUCGAAAGAGCUUGACAGACAAGGCAACCCAUGAUAGCCAACAACGGCUUAACGCGCUGAAACUGCAGGAUGAAUCGAAUGUUAGCAAGGAGCGGCGGUUGCGGGAGCGGGAUGGGCAAAACCUGAAUUCGCAGAGGCGCCGUCACGGAUCAUUCGAUGACACUCGCUCACGCAGGGCAGGAUCGGGAUAUGGGAUUGGUGUGGUAGUAGCGGUGGUAGGAAGCGUGGGGAGCGGCGGGGUUCUCUUGGGACAGCGGCAGUGGUGGGGGAGGGGGAGGGUUCGUAUCAUCGACAUCAGCGCCUAUGCCUACGUUGGCCCGGAGCAAUUCGAUGAAGUAAAAGAGGAGUGGACGGUCGGACGGAUUGAUUAUUGA
Histoplasma mississippiense is the source of this 2205-nucleotide messenger RNA. RefSeq names its product serine/threonine-protein phosphatase 2A 56 kDa regulatory subunit delta 1 isoform. The coding region runs from base 1 to 2205 and encodes 734 amino acids. NCBI's taxonomy places the organism in Eukaryota, Fungi, Ascomycota, Eurotiomycetes, Onygenales, Ajellomycetaceae. The record is from RefSeq and is a predicted model, not a curated record. Gene Ontology annotation, cellular component: protein phosphatase type 2A complex. Gene Ontology annotation, molecular function: protein phosphatase regulator activity. Gene Ontology annotation, biological process: signal transduction. The transcript is spliced from 11 exons.